UCAUAUUGUUGCUUUUUUUAUCAUAUACUAUUUUAUGUCAAAAUUUAGUUUCAAGGUUGUUUUAAUCCUUCACUUUCUUAAUUGAAAGUAUUACAACAAUGGGAAGGAAGAGAAAAUUAAAUAUCGGGAGCCGCAUAUUAAAAGAAUCAAACCAAGGAAGUAAUGUUACUCCUACAACCUCAACUCAGGCCCAAGGAAGUAACACUGAAGAAACAAAUACUGCCUCAAAUCAAGCCCAAGGAAGUAAUGUUGAAGAAACUCAUACAACCUCAUCUCAUGCCCAAGGAAAUAAUGUUGAAGAAAUUCAAAGAACCUCAACUCAUGCCCAAGGAAGUAGUGCUGAAGAAAUUCGCUCCAACCCUAGUCAUAUGGAAGAUGAAACACACGAGUCUGAAGAUUCCUACUCCAUUCCUUCUGAUAUAGAAGCAGAAGAAGCUCAUAUUGACAAAGAGGUUAAACCUAACAAAUUAAGAGGCCUGACAAGAAUGUUAGAUGUAUGGGACAUGGACUCUGGUGAUUUCAUAAUUGUUAAUCUGGAUAAGUAUGGUCGACCCAUUGGUGAGGAAGGGACUACUCUUACUCGUUUCAUAGGAAGUAUGGUUCGAAGGAAUCAGUAUGCUUCCAUUGAAUACAUAUCUUGGAAAAAAAUGCCUGAUGAGGAAAAAGAAGAGAUGUUGAAAUCUAUAGAGUCCCAAUUUGAAUUUGUUCCUCCUAUAAAUGACACGACAAGGGAAAUGUUGAAAUCUGAGAUGAACGAGAAAUGGAGACAAUGGAAGAGCGAUUUAAAAUCAAAGGCAUAUGGCCCAAGUAAAACGGAAGAAGAAAUUGCAUCUGUUGUACCAGAUAGUAGGGUUGAUCCAAAUCAAUGUAGACAUUUGGUUCAUCAUUGGUUUUCUCAAGAUGGACAAAAAAUAAGUAAAAUCAAUGCACAAAACCGUGCUAAGUUUGAAGAUGUUCAUUGUAUGGGUACAAAAAGUCUCCCAAAAUUGAUAGAUGAAAAGAAAAAAAAUGGCAAUGGAGUAUCACCCAAACGUAAAGAGAUUUACAUUGAUACCCGUACCCGUAAAGAUGGUUCAAUUGUCAAUGAAAAAGCUGCAAGAUUGAUUGAAGAAAUAAAAAACAUGAUAGUGAGGCUGCAACAUCUCAAUUGGUCCAAGAGAAUCAAAGUCAUAUGCCCUGGAAGGAUGAUAUAUACUCUAAAGUAAAAGGUCCUGAAAAGAAAGGUCGUGUGCGUUGUAUGGGCAAGAUUCCCAAACCCAAAAAAUUAAAAGCCGCUUUGUCUGAAAAUCAAGAGUUACGUGAUAAAGUUAAGCAAAUGGAAGAAAAACAGAAGCAAAUGGAAGAAAAACAAGAGAGUACAAGUGUGAUGUUGGCAAACAUGCUGUCAUUGAUUCAAAAUUGAUUUACGGGAGAAGAUGUGAAUGACAUUUUACGAGCUGCUAGACAGAUAUAUUUUAUUUUACUCUUUGAGUUUAUAGUUAGGGUUUGUUUGGUUGUGAGACUAGCUAAUAAUAUGUAUAAUCGGCCAAACCAACUAUGUAGAUAGAUACUUUUAAUAUUAAAUUUCAGCACCAUGCAAUUCAUUCCAAAAGCUUCAUAGAAUAAGAUGAAUUUUAGAAGCUACAGGAAACAAUUAACUUGAAAUUCUAAGUGAAUAAGCUACAUGUUGUUUUAAGAAUUAUAUGAUACAUAACAAAUUAAGUACCAUCAACUAUGUAGAUAGUUAAUUAAUUAAUAUCUUUUAGAAUUAUUUGAUAUUUUGAUUAUGUUACUAAUUAAUUGUUCUAUGACAUUUGUUUUAAAAUGAAUGUUUUUCCAUGUUUUAUUUAUGAAUUAAAUUGAGUUUGUAAUUUGUUUUUUUUAUAUAUUUUCUAUAGGUUACAGAAGCUUCUAGUUCUCCCGGUCAAACAGGUUCACCAAGUCCAUACACUAACGAAGAUCAAAGAGGGAAAAAUUAGAAGCUUAUUUUGUCUUUGACAAGUCUUUUGUCAUGUACUGUGUUUUUUGUUGUUCUAUUUGAUUGAUUUUGGAAGCUGCUACUUUCUAGUUGAAUUUGGUUGCAAGCCACAAUAGUUUAUUGCUUGGAAGAGAUGUCAUGAACAUGUUUAUUUUGGUGGUUGUUAGUUUUUAGAUUUGUAGUUUUAUGACAGAUUAGAAGCAAAUUGUGAAUGUCAUAUUGUUUUCAAAUUUGUAUCAUUUUUGUUAUGCUAAGUUAU
This is a messenger RNA of Vicia villosa (hairy vetch), 2216 nucleotides long. RefSeq lists its product as uncharacterized. The record is from RefSeq and is a predicted model, not a curated record. The transcript has 6 exons. Lineage: Eukaryota; Viridiplantae; Streptophyta; Magnoliopsida; Fabales; Fabaceae. The coding region runs from base 99 to 1205 and encodes 368 amino acids.